Echinostoma caproni is the source of this 246-nucleotide messenger RNA. The record is from the annotation of a GenBank genome assembly. Lineage: Eukaryota; Metazoa; Platyhelminthes; Trematoda; Plagiorchiida; Echinostomatidae.
AUCAUGUCACACAAGUUACUUUUUGGCAAGGAGUUAGCCUCCUACGAUGAUGAUGAUAUCGAUGAGUUGCUCGCCAAAUUAACAGAAGAGGAGAUUGAACAACUCAAUGAGGACUUGGAUCCGGACAACACAUUGUUACCUCCAUCACAGCGCUGUCGGGAUCAAACAAAAAAAGCGCCCACUGGUCCGUUCGAUCGGGAAAAACUUCUCCGGUAUGUGCAUUGUGAAUUUUUCACUUCUCAAUAA